Molecule: messenger RNA, 1456 nt
Organism: Rhipicephalus microplus (southern cattle tick)
Lineage: Eukaryota; Metazoa; Arthropoda; Arachnida; Ixodida; Ixodidae
Source: RefSeq, a predicted model, not a curated record
UCAGCAGUUCAAUUUAAACUCCACAGUUGUGGAACUUGCAGCAACCAUGGUCGUCUUCCGUGCCAGCCUUAUCCUGGCUCUGUUUGCCAGCGCCCUCAGCCACCCUGAGGUCACGACUGGUGCUGGCCUGAGCCAGGGCACUGCUGUGGGAGCUUCCUACGUUGCUGCUGCCCCAGCUGUCACCCGUGUCGACACCUACCACUCUGCUCCAGCAGUCGCCACCGUCCAGGCCGCUGCCCCAGCUGUCACCCGUGUCGACACCUACCAUGCUGCCCCAGCCGUCGCCACCGUUCAGGCUGCUGCCCCGGUCGUUGCUGCUGCUCCAGCUGCCACCGUCACUAAGGUGGACACUUACCAUGCUGCCCCAGCUGUUGCUACUGUCCAGGCUGCCCCAGCAGUCGCCACUGUCCAGGCGGCCCCGGCCGUCGCAACUGUUCAUGCUGCCCCAGCUGUGGCUACCUACGCUGCUGCUCCAGCUAUCACCACCUACGCUGCUGCCCCAGCUGUCACCAAGUUUGCCACUAUCCAGGCUGCCGCCCCAGUCGUUGCCGCCGCUCCAGCUGUGACCCGCGUUGACACUUACCACGCCGCCCCAGCCGUCACCAAGUUCGCCACUAUCCAAGCUGCCACCCCAGUCGUUGCCGCCGCUCCAGCUGUGACCCGCGUUGACACUUACCACGCCGCCCCAGCCGUCACCAAGUUCGCCACCAUCCAGGCUCCCGCCCCAGUUGUUGCCGCCGCUCCAGCCGUGACCCGCGUUGACACUUACCACGCCGCCCCAGCCGUCACCAAGUUCGCCACCAUCCAGGCUCCCGCCCCAGUCGUUGCCACCGCUCCAGCCGUGACCCGCGUUGACACUUACCACACUGCCCCAGCAGUCGCCACUGUUGCCCACGCCGCUCCAGUCGUCGCUGCCGCCCCGGCUGUGACCCGUGUUGACACUUACCACACUGCCCCAGCUGUCGCCACUGUUGCCCAGGCCGCUCCAGUCGUGGCUGCUACCCCAGCUGUUGCCACCGUUGCCCACGCUGCUCCUGUCGUCGCUGCCGCCCCAGCUGUGACCCGUGUUGACACUUACCACACUGCCCCAGCUGUCGCUACUGUUGCCCACGCUGCUCCAGUCGUUGCUGCCGCUCCAGCUGUGGCUACCGUGUCCCACGCCGUCCAUGCUGUUCCAGCGGUCGCCACUGUCCAGGCUGCUCCACUCGUUGCCGCCACUCCUGUCUACAGCUAUGGUGUCGGAAGCCUCAAUUACGGCGUCGGUCACUUUGGUUACGGACACGGCCUUGGAGCCUACGGACUGAACUAUGCCUAUGGUCUCGGCACUCCAAUCGACUAUUCCAACCUUCUCCUCCGCAAAAAGAAGUAAACAACUCCUGAAAUUCAUGACUGCUCUGAAGAUACCAACAUUCCUCAAGUCGUUAUUUUUAAUAAAGUAACAUUUGAGGGAAAACUA